Messenger RNA from Ascoidea rubescens DSM 1968, 1692 nucleotides. RefSeq names its product cleavage polyadenylation factor subunit CLP1 (gene CLP1). Lineage: Eukaryota; Fungi; Ascomycota; Saccharomycetes; Ascoideales; Ascoideaceae. Gene Ontology annotation, biological process: tRNA splicing, via endonucleolytic cleavage and ligation. Gene Ontology annotation, molecular function: polynucleotide 5'-hydroxyl-kinase activity. Bases 157 to 1602 code for a protein of 481 amino acids. The record is from RefSeq and is a predicted model, not a curated record. Gene Ontology annotation, cellular component: mRNA cleavage factor complex; nucleus. The transcript has a single exon.
AAAGAAGAAAGUUCUUUUGUGGAAGAAGCAGAAGAAGCAGAAGAACAACAACAACAAUUGCAACACAAUGUCUACGUUUUUUAAUAAACCCAAGGAAGAGGUAUGUUUGACUGGUGCACUUUUCAUCCACAAUUAUCAGACAUAAUCAGCUAACUGAUGCCAUUGCAGUUUGGUGCCAACACAAAAUGGAAAACCGUCGAAUUGCCUGCCAAUUCUGAAUGGAGAUUUGAGGUUGGUUUUGAGGAAAAGUUUGUUUUGAAGGUAGUUGAGGGAAGUAGCGAGAUGAAUGGCACAGAUCUUCCCAAUGAUGUGGACUUCACCUUCAGUGGGAUCAAGUCCUCUCUCUUCAGCUUUACUGGCUGCAAAUUUCAAUACACUGGCACCCUAUCCUCAGAAUAUAUCUCAGAUGAAACCUUUAUGAACCAGUAUCUCAAUUUACAUUUCAUGUUGGAGAAGUUACGCUACCAGGCUGAUUUAAUGAAUUGCAAACCUCCAUACCUAUUAAUUAUUGGUCCCCAGAAUUCCGGAAAGUCUACGUUGUCCAAAAUUUUAUGUUCAUAUGCUUUGAAACUAAACAGACAACCACUAUACGUCAAUUUGAAUCCCAACGAGGGAAUAUAUUCGGCACCUGGAACUCUAGUUGCAACAGAAAUCAACGAUAUACUAGACGUGGAAAAUGGCUGGGGUCAAAGUUUGACUUCUGGGCCAUCUCUUGUUCAUUCCAAACAAGUCAUUGCCAAAUACUAUGGCUUUGAUUCAAUUAGAGAAAACUUGCCCUUUUAUAGAUAUGAAGUUACAAGGUUGAGUAAAACCGUUUUAUCAAGAUUGAAUUCUCAAAAUAACAAAAAUUCAGGCAUAAUAGUCGAUACCCCUCCCUUUUCAAAUAAAUUAAAAGAAAAUAGCAAUAAUGAUGAAAAAACCGUUGAUGAUGUUGAAAUCAUUGAAGACAUCAUAUCCGAUUUUGAAAUUAAUCUAGUUCUAGUAGUCGGAAAUGAGAGGUUGUUUAUUGAUUUAAAAAAAAAAUUGGCAAAUAAAAUAAACCCCAAAAACGAUUUGAACAGUAAAUCCUUCUUUCAAAUUCUAAAAAUUAAUAAAAAUAAUGGUUGUGUUGAUAAAUCAGACGUUUUCAAUAGAAAUUUGCAACAAAAAACAAUCAAGGAGUACUUUUAUGGUUUCCCUAAAUCGGUUUUAUCUCCUUAUACAAUCACUGUUAGUUAUUCCGACUUGCUAAUCUAUAGGAUAAAGGAUUCAAAAACAUUGAAAAUAGAAUCCCAAUCCUUUGCAGAGCUUAUACCGAAAUUAGAUGAUCAAGGAGAGUUAUUAGAAACCGAUGACCAAGAAAAUACAAAGGAUCAUUCUGAUAACACUGAUUUUUUGAUAAAAAUUGAAGUGGCAAAUUCAAAUGUUCAAAAUUCAAUACUAGCCAUCUCUCAUGCUGAAUUAAAUGAUCCACUCGAUAUAGUGUUGAGAUCUUCGAUAAUGGGGUUCGUCUAUAUAUCUAGUGCAGAUGAUAAUAGACAACAGUUAAGAAUGCUUUUACCCAGUCAAGGUAGGCUACCUAAAAAACCAUUAAUACUAGGUGGCUUUAGAUACACAGAAUAAUGCAUUCUAUAAAUAAAUAAUAGUUGUCUUUUUAACAGCAUAAAUUUAGUCACUACAAUAAACCAAUUUUUCAAUCCAGUAACUAUUAAA